This is a messenger RNA of Anguilla anguilla (European eel), 7758 nucleotides long. RefSeq names its product integrin, beta 4 (gene itgb4). Gene Ontology annotation, biological process: integrin-mediated signaling pathway; cell-matrix adhesion; cell communication. Gene Ontology annotation, molecular function: integrin binding. The transcript has 42 exons. Gene Ontology annotation, cellular component: cell surface; integrin complex; membrane. NCBI's taxonomy places the organism in Eukaryota, Metazoa, Chordata, Actinopteri, Anguilliformes, Anguillidae. The record is from RefSeq and is a predicted model, not a curated record. Bases 392 to 6193 code for a protein of 1933 amino acids.
CCUGCUUCCCAGCUUACACUGCUCUCUGUGCCUCUCACUCUUCAAGACACACGCAUGCACGCAAAGGCACUCCAAUCCACUCUGAGGCAGAAGGGGAUAAAAGUCAAUAUUUGAUCAGUGCAGAAAGGCGAGUAAGAAAGGAAAAAGAAAGAAAGAAGAAAAACAAGGAGUGUGUUUUCCUUUUUGUUUAACGUUGCUGUGCAGAAAAAAAAAAUCAGGUUUUGUUUUGACGACUAGGUGAAAGAAACUUUGUUUGAAGCAGGUGGCUAUUGGAUACGCCGCCCUUGAGUUGUCAGAAGUUUCGGAAGAGAUAAGGGAUUUACUUAUUUUCCCUGGUUUUUGCUUGGACUUUGGGAUCAGGAUUGGGAACCUGAGCAUUAAGAGGAGGGACAUGGGGAGAUGGGCUGUAUGUCUCUCUGUGUGGGUGCUGUUUCUCACACUCUACUGGACCACUGCCCAUGCUGAAAAAGUCAAUCGCUGUCAAGCUGCUCAAAACUCCAACUGCUCAGUAUGCAUCCAGACUGGGAAAGGCUGCUCCUACUGUUCUGAUGAGAUCUUUGAUGCUCCACGCUGUGACUUGUAUGACAACCUGAUGGAUAAUGGCUGCAAGCUUAUCAUGAGCGUUCAGAGUGAGAGGGAAAUGAAGGAGUUUAAGCAGAUCAACACCAAGCUGAAGCAGGCACAAGUGGCUCCUCAGCUAAUGAAGAUGCGCCUGGUUCCAGGAGAGGAACAGGAAGUGGAGAUGCAUGUCUUUGAGCCUGCCAGGGGUCCCCUCGACCUUUACAUUCUGAUGGACUUCUCCAACUCCAUGUCUGACGAUUUGGACAACCUGAAGAGGAUGGGGGCUGAGCUGGCUGACCUGGUGGGAAAAUUGUCAGAUGAUUAUACCAUUGGCUUCGGGAAGUUUGUGGACAAAGUCACGGAGCCACAGACCGAUAUGAGGCCUUCAAAACUGGCACAGCCAUGGCCAAAUAGUGAUCCCCCCUUCUCCUUCAAGAAUGUGAUUAAGCUCACCAACAACAUCACAUUCUUCCGUGACAUACUUCAGGGGGAGCGUAUCUCUGGCAACUUGGAUGCCCCAGAAGGAGGAUUUGAUGCCAUAUUACAGGCUGCUGUGUGCCAGGACAACAUUGGCUGGCGACCCCACAGCACCCACCUGCUGGUCUUCUCAACAGAGUCUGCGUUCCACUACGAGGCAGACGGUGCCAACGUGCUGGCUGGCAUCCUGCCUCGCAAUGAUGAAGCCUGUCACCUGACGAAAGAUGGCACCUACACGCAUGACACUUUGCAGGAUUACCCGUCUGUGCCUACGCUAGUGCGGCUGCUGGGCAAGCACAACAUCAUUCCCAUCUUUGCCGUCACCAACCACUCCUACACGUACUAUGAGAAGUUGCAUCACUAUUUUCCUAUUGCUGAACUGGGACAAUUACAAGAAGACUCCUCCAACAUCUUGAGUAUCCUGGAAAGUGCCUUUGAGAAUAUCCGUUCCAAGAUCAGCAUCCGUUCUGAGGACAGACCCAAAGCUGUGGAUGCACAGGUCCUUUCUGCUACUGGCAGUUCGGCUGAAUAUAACACCUUUAAGAUUACACCAGGAAAAACUGGCACCUUCAAGGUGAAGGUGAAAGCUCUCGAGAAAGUCGGCAACCAGCACGUCUGCCAGCUGUCAGAGCAAGACAAAGAGGGAAUAAUGAGAAUCAAACCAACAACAUUCAGCACCGCCUUCAAAAUUGACGCCGGAGUUCUCUGCCAGUCCUGUGACUGCGAGAAGACGCCUAUAAAGAAAGCUGAGAGAUGCACUGGGAAUGGAGAUCUGAUCUGUGGGAAGUGCCAUUGCUAUACAGGCUGGCUGGGGAGUUUCUGUAACUGCUCUACUGGAGCCACAACGGGCAACCAGGGCUGCAUUGGGCCCGACAUGAAGCUGCCCUGUUCAGGCCGCGGGGACUGCCUGUGCGGCAUCUGCGUCUGCGGCUCCACUCAGUAUGAGGGCCCCUUCUGCCAGUACGACAAGACCCAGUGCCAGCGCGUCGGGGGAUUUCUCUGCAAUGAUCGAGGCACCUGCUUCCACGGUCAGUGUGUGUGCGAGGAGGGCUGGGAGGGGUCAGGCUGUGAGUGUCCCAAAAGCAACCAGACCUGCCUGGACUCCAGGGGGGGGAUCUGUAACGGGCGGGGCGAGUGCAAGUGUGGACGUUGUGAAUGCCACGACUCCACAAUGCUUCUGAGCGACAUCUGUGAGGCCAAUGUCGAGGCACAACUGGGAAUAUGUGAAGGCACACGCAGCUGUGCCCAGUGCAAGGCCUGGAAAACAGGAGACAGGAAGGGGGAGGAGUGUAAGGGCUGCCCCUUCAACAUCACCAUGGUGGAUGAACUCCAGAAGAAGGAGGAUGUGAUCGAGACCUGCACUUUCCGAGAUGAGGAAGAUGACUGCACCUACCACUACACCGUGGACUAUGCGGUCCAGCCCAAUGAUGUGAACGAUGUCCAAGUGCUCAAGAAGAAGGACUGCCCCCCAGCAGGCUUCCUGUGGCUCAUCCCCCUCAUCAUGUUCCUCAUGCUGCUACUGGGUCUGCUGCUGCUGUGCUGCUGGAAGUACUGCGCCUGCUGCAAGGCCUGCCUGGCAUUGCUGCCGUGUUGUGGUCGAGGCCGUAUGGUGGGCUUCAAAGAGGACCAGUACAUGCUGCGUCAGUCUGCCCUGACUUCCAAUGAUCUGGACACGCCCCUGGUGCGCACUGGCCCCCUCAAGGGCACUGACGUGGUGCGCUGGAAGAUCACUGACAAUGUUCACCGCUCGCCCAACCACCCGCUGGCCCAGAUCACGCCCAACCCCAAGGAAAUCCUCCCACACCCUAUCUCUCUGCGACUGAAUCGUGCGUUCACCGAAAACCUGUCCCGCCCUGAAACCCUUGAUACUGACAUGCUCCGCAGGGAGGUGGACGACAGUCUUAAUGACAUCUACAAGCAGAUCCCUGGUGCUCAGAAGGUUCAAAAGACCAAAUUCAGGACCCAGCCCAAUGCUGGAAAAAGGCAGAACAACACCAUUGUGGACACAGUUCUUUCAGCACCCCGCUCCACGUACCCUGACAUUGUCAAACUGACUGAGAAGCAGGUCCAAGCCGCUAACUUUGGGGACCUGAAAGUUGUUCCCGGCUACUACACUGUGGCCACAGACAGAGAGGCAACAGGAGCCGUGGAGAUGCAGGAGGGCGUAGAGUUGGUGGACGUACGCGUGCCUCUCUUCGUCAAGGAUGAAGAUGACGAUAAGAAGCAGCUGAAGGUGGAGGCCUUGGACGUUCCCCUGGGCAUUGCUGAGAUCGGCCGCCGCUUUGUCGACAUCACUAUAAUCAAGGAGCACGCAAAGAGUGUCCUGACCUUCCUGCAGCCUUCCUACACCUAUAGCCGGCUGGAUGGGGUGGCAAACAUCCCCAUCAACCGUGAGAUCAUCGAGGAUGGGCGCACGCAGGUCACGUAUCGUACCCGUGACCUCACUGCCAGGGAUAAUAAGGACUAUAUUGGAGUGGAAGGAGAUCUGACCUAUCAGCCAGGGGAGACCCAGAAGACCGUGCCCGUGAAGCUUCUGGAACUGGGCGAGGAUGACUCCCUCCUGGGCGAAAAGCAGGUCAAGCAGUUUGUGAUGGACCUGAGCAAUCCGCGACAGGGCGCCAAGCUGGGAAAAUACCCCCGCACCACAGUCACCAUCACUGACAUGCCAGAGCCCAGUGUGGUGAUGUUUAAGAAGGGCACGCAGAACUACACAACCUUUGACCCCAGCUACUCCGUCCCCGUUGUGCGGACGCGCAACCAGGAAAGCCCAGCCACCGUUCAUUGGCGUACCCGCAAGUCCUCACGCUUCGACCUGUCGGGCAUUCUCAAGUUUGCCCCUGGUGAGACAGAGAAGAACGUGGUAAUUGACCCACAAGCCUAUCCCAGCCCUAUCAAGCCGGAAACCUUCCACCUGGAGCUGUUUGACCCGAGCAGCAAUGCCACCAUUGGGGAGAGGAAGACCACCCUCAUCAAUGUCACUGACCGUGGGGACAACGCCAUGCAGACGAUGGGGUUCGUCAGCCAAGUUGCCCAGUCACCUGGGGGACGGCUUUUAGCCCCAGGUAACAUCAAAGCCACUGCCACAGGACCCAAAAAUAUCCGUCUCAACUGGGCUGUUCCAUCUGGCAACCCCCUUGGCUACAAAGUAAAGUACUGGAUCCAAGGAGACCCCGAGGCAGAUGCCCAAGUGAUCGAUUGCAAGAACCCACAGGCUGAGCUGACCAACCUCUACCCAUAUUGUGACUAUGAGAUGCGUGUGUGUGCCUACAAUGCACUGGGCGAUGGCCACUACAGUAAUGUGGUUCACUGUCAGACAAAAGAGGACGUUCCCAGCGAGCCAGGGCGUCUGGCCUUCAAUGUAAUCAGUCCAACUGUCACUCAACUGAGUUGGGCCGAGCCAGCUGAGACCAAUGGCCUCAUCACUGCCUAUGAAGUCACUUACACACCCAUUGAUGAGGAUGGCAAACCCACAGGUCAGACAAAGAAAGUGAAGAUUGACAACCCCAAGAAGCGCAUGCUGUUGAUUGAAAACCUGCAGCCCUCACAGACAUACAUCUAUAAUGUCCGUGCUUGCAACAGUAUUGGCUGGGGGCCGCACAGAGAUGCCACCAUUAACCUGGCCACACAGCCUAACAGGCCCAUGUCCAUUCCGAUCAUUCCUGACAUCCCCAUCGUUGAUGCGGAAGCAGGUGACGACUAUGAAAGCUACCUGAUGUACAGCAAUGAGGUCUUGCGUUCCCCAGGUGACAGCAAGAGGCCCAGUGUGGCUGAUGAAGAUCAGUUCAUGAAUGGGAGAUGGGAUCAGAGUUUCUUGUACCCCGGAGCCUCAAGUUCAAUGACGCGCAACAUUUCAUCCUCCAGCCACACCCAGGUCUCCCCCCUCUCCCAGCUUAGCCCCAGCUAUCACGGAGCAGGGGGCAGCAUGAACAUAAAUACCACCACCACUUACUUAUCUGGACAAGGGAAACCCAUCUCAAGCAAACAGGGAGUGACGAAAGUCGGUGGGUUGCGCACGGAGGAAGUGGUGAUGAGGAAACGCUCUGAGAGGGGUUACUAUGACAGUGAUGGUGUGCGAGACUCCAUCGUAAUGGCGGACAUACCUGAGUUCCCAGACAGUCUAGGUGUGUCUGGCUACAGCAAGACGCUGGUGAACUACAGCGUGGGUCAGAGCGGCAGGGCGCGCACGCAGUCUGAAGACGUCAACGACGCACUGCAGAACCUGGAUAGGGUGCUCCAGGACCCCAGGCUGACCCCAGGAGUCCCAGACACACCCACUCGGCUGGUGUUCUCUGCCCUGGGACCUACUGCCCUCAAAGUCAGUUGGCAGGAGCCUCAUUGUGAAAGAGAUGUCCUGGGCUACUGCGUCCUUUACCAACUGCUCAGUGGAGGUGAGGUGAAGCGUAUCGAGGUGCCCAGCACUGCAGGGAACUCUGUGGUGGUAAAAGACCUCCUGCCCAAUCACUCCUACAUCUUCAAGGUCAAAGCACAGAGCCAGGAAGGCUGGGGUCCCGAAAGAGAGGGCGUGAUCACAAUUGAAUCUGCCGUGGAUCCCAAGAGUCCCCUCAGCCCUGUGCCAGGAUCCCCGUUCACCCUCAGCACCCCCAGUGCCCCCGGUCCCCUGGUGUUCACUGCCCUCAGCCCCGAGGCUCUGCAGCUCAGCUGGGACAAACCACGCAAGCCCAACGGGGACAUCCUGGGCUACAUGGUCACCUGCGAACAACUGCAUGGGGGAGGUGAUGUCCGCUCCUUCCAGGUGAGCGGAGACAACGCAGAGACCAGCCUGACUGUGUCUGACCUGACUGAGAAUGUGCCCUAUAAGUUUAAAGUCCAGGCCAGAACCACACAGGGCUUCGGUCCUGAGAGAGAGGGCAUCAUCACCAUCGAGUCCCAGGAUGGAGGUAACUUGUCCCAAUUCAGCAGUCAGGCAAUGACAAGGAGAGACGUGUUCCAUCUUCCAGGAGAGAUCAGUACUCGUACCAAUGUCACUCACACCACAUUUGACGACCCCUUUUUAACAGAUGGAAUGAUGAUGUCCACGCAGCACACAGAGACCAGGGGCACAGUGACCCGACAUGUCACCAAAGAGGUGGUGAGCAGGGGCGUUGUGUCAGGAACCAGCAUGACCAAAAUGGUGGAGAAGUUCUACGAGGCCUGAGGACUCCGAGCCCUCCAGAGUGAAGAGCGAACCUACGGCCUCUGCAGCAGAUCAUUACCAGCCGUCUCUCCCGAGGAAGGAGGGGGAGGGGGAAUCUCCGAAAUUUACCUCCUCAGUCCUCUCUGUCUGUUACACCCAGAGGAAACCUUGGCAUUGCCCCCCUGCUCUGGGAUUUCUCUUCAUAUCUCACCGUUACUUAUAUUUCUGUCUUCUCUAAUGGGGGUGUGGGGGAAACAUUUGCAUGAGUUCUAUUACUCUCAAAAAGAGCUUCCUUCAAGGGUAAUGUUUGACCCUGGAUUUGUAAUGGGCCGUUACUCAGUCUCGCUGAGGCACUGGAUUAGCCUGUCCAGGUUAUGAGACGGGUCACUCUGACACUGCCCUUGUGAGAUUAGCUGUGUGGCGGAGCCCUGGAGGUGGAGGACCUAUCAGGCAGACGCAGAAAGCGAGGUCCUGAGCUGGAGGAGUUCCAAAAAUACAACACUGGAGAGGGCCUCUUCAGAGUUAUUACCUCCCAACAUCACAGUGAUUCAUGUUUUAAUUUCUAGCUGUGCUGCAGUCUCUGCUCAGUGAUCCUGUAAGGAUAGCCAUUAAAACGUACCCUGAUUUCAGUCUCUCUGAAGCCGUCUGAAAUGAAAGACAGAAGUCCCUUUUGAUCCAUUUAAAACCGAAGCUGCCUUUACCACCGUAAGUCCCAAUUCUCAUACCAAAUAACUCAGCUGGCUAUUUAGAAUUAUAACUAGAUGCUUUUUUAGAAUGGAAUAUUGCAGUGUUUCUGACUGUUGCAUUAUACAAUUAAAAAAUUUAUUUUUCUAAAUUCUUGAAUGACGUCUCAGAAAAGGGAAUUUUAUAGCUCUUAAUUUUUUUUUGUAUAUAAGUAUGACAUUUUUAAUUAUGUUAAGUAAAGCUUGGGGGCCAUGCAUCCUUGUGAAAUACUGUUUGUAUUUACUUUGAUUGACUAUUUUACAUUGUCUAUAUUGUCAGUGUUCUCCUGGGAUAUUUAAGUGGAGUAGUUCUGAAAUCAAUAUGUUGUAACUGAUACAGCAUUCUGCCAAUUGCCAAUGCAGUAGUGCAGAUUCACAAGAUAAAAUUGCACAUUCACACUUUUAACCAGCAUGUUGGUUAAGUAUCAUUGCUUUAGCAAAAAUAUCUAUAUAUCCAUAUAUAUUCUGACGAAAGAUUGUAUUUUCAUGACACAUAUGGCUACAUUGCUUUCUGUUACUCUGCUAAAGACACUAACUGCCAAAAACCUUCAGUAUGCUCAACAUUUUAAAAAAACACAGAGGAAGACCCAUUUCUGAAUGUCAUAUAGUAAAAGUAUAUAGGCAAGUUAGCAGCAGUCUGCAUUUGACUUAAGUUGUGUUUGCUAUCCCACCAACAUUUCACUUGAAUACCAAAAACCCAAGGGUAAAACAUGUAUUAUUUUAUUUUAAUUUGCAAUAAAAUACAGUUAUAAUUGAUUUUGUACACUGAAAUAUCUACAUAUUCUCUUCUGUGAAUUUGGUUUUUAUUAAGCAUGUCAAAUAUAUUGCACUUGUAAUAAAAACGAUUGUGUGCUUUUAACAAGA